Branchiostoma belcheri (Belcher's lancelet) is the source of this 2262-nucleotide messenger RNA. RefSeq lists its product as uncharacterized. Bases 61 to 1800 code for a protein of 579 amino acids. The transcript has 11 exons. Lineage: Eukaryota; Metazoa; Chordata; Leptocardii; Amphioxiformes; Branchiostomatidae. The record is from RefSeq and is a predicted model, not a curated record. Gene Ontology annotation, cellular component: external side of plasma membrane. Gene Ontology annotation, biological process: cell surface receptor signaling pathway; T cell costimulation; immune response.
AAACAAUAUCACGACAUAGGCUGGACGCUGGCAAACGGUCGGGCUGCAUUUCGUCCCAAAAUGGCACUUUCUUUCGCUUCUCACUGGAUGUGUACAGUUCUGGUUUGUUUAGCAGUUGGCUAUUCGACAGCAGCUGCAGUUAACGUUACUGCCUCGGAUAGAAUUCCUACACCAGGUGCCCGACGAGACAAUCGGUUGCAAUUUAUUAAUGCAGAGGUAGAGGUAUGCGAGGGCGAGAACGCUUCCUUCAUCCUCCACAUGGCCAUUCCUGCUAACCUCACCGCAGAUCAGGUGUACGAAAGAACAGUCUGGUCCCCUGAUAAAAUUAACUUCUGUCAUAUCUCUGGAAACACUUCAGCAUGCUACGGCAAAGACUUUUUCGUCCAGCGCGCCACCAUAUCGGAUACCUGGUUUCCGGUACAGCCGGGAGAACGCACAAAACACGGUCAGCUCAAGUUUCAGCUAAACAACGUCAGUCUGGCCGACGCAGGUCGCUAUGGACCGGAGCUGAAAACCGACUUCUACCUCAACAGCGUUAACGUUAUACUUACUGUGAAAGAUGCGUCAGCGUGUCAGCAGAAACCACAGGACGGGGACACUGGAGAAAAAACAGACCCUGAAACCUAUUGGAGAAGGGGAUUCGAAGGGGGAUUUGGAGCGGGCUUUGGGGCUUGCCUCGGUUUGGUGAUCAUGGGAGGCUUGGCUGCAGCUAUCUGGCGUUACCGAACAAAGGACGAGAACCAGAGAAACGAGGCGGUCACCAUCAUCCAAGUCAGAGUGGGGAAAGACAAAGCCGUCCCUCCUGGUGGCUCGGCCGUUCUCCCGUGCAACUACUCCGUCCCUUCGGACGAUGUCCAGCCGCUGGUCAGCUGGUGGAAGGACCGGGGGCCUGUACUGACCAGGCGGAUCGUGUACGAAUAUCGGGCGGGACGGUUAAGUAAGGGGUACGGCGGAUGGGCCGGGAGGACAGCGCUGGUGGGACAGGCGUCGCUGGAAAUCCUCAACAUCACUACAGACGACGAGGGGAAAUAUGAGUGUGAAGUUAGAGUGCCUCUGGUAUACGGGGCUGCCAGGGGGUACAUCCUGCUCUCUGUACUAAACGGAGAACAUGGAGAACAGAACCGCGUACCACACAGUCCGUUGGGCCGUACAGCGAUGAUAGUCGUCGGAGUACUGGUGUCCUGUCUCCUGCUGACUGCUGCAUCGUCAGCCAUGGAUGGCGGAUUGAUACGUCUGAAACCGCAGCACAACGUCACGGCGAAAGAGGGGCAAAACGCGAACCUUACCUGGAAGUUCGGCGUUCCCGCCGAAAUCGACGUCACGAACAUGAACGACAUGACGGUGUGGGCAGAGGACAGGACGUCCUACUGUGAGCUCAUGUCGGAAAACGGAAUAUACCGCAAGUUUUGUUACGGAGAUUUCGUCGGAAGGGCCGAAGUGGCGGUGACGUGGUUUCCUAAACGCGAAGACGGCAACAGAACAAGAAAGGGACAGCUGAAGCUUGUUCUGACGAAUGUGACUCGCGAUGACACGGGUUGGUACGAGGGAGAAAUCAAACUUCACGGGCGGGACAUCAGAAAUGGCAAAAUCUUCCUCCAUGUAACAGAGAACUGCCUCGUGCCCUCUACUGGGGUUUCUACUGUAUCCCCAGUGUCCACAGGUUGUCGCUGUGACGGUAUCUCUACAGGCCUCGGAGCUGGUUUCGGUCUUGGCCUUCUGUCAGGAGCUGGUCUGGUCAUUCUAACCACGAAACUGAAGGCGAUGUACAAUGCCUACCAAAACACAACGGGUAUCAGCUAGUGAAAAACGAUAGCAGCAUCAGUUGUUUGCGGUCACCGCUAGCGCUGCUAAACGUACAUUCGUACCGAAACCUCUAUCGAACGAUAUUUUAUCCUUUUUUUUAUUCAGAAAAACAGCUAUUCUAUCGUUGUGCAAGUAUCUAUGUAAGGAGGAUAUAAUUCUUAUGCCAUAAUUCUACUAUACGUAACAAAAUGAUCUUAAGGAAAAAAGAAGAUCAACAUGUGCAAUGUCGAUCAUAAUAACAUGAGAUGAACUGAUGCUACCGUUAAGCCGUCUUUCAUUAGGAAGGGUUUGUAUCGGCCGUUACAAGAUCAUCCGUAUGAAUAAGUUUUUAAGAGGCUUGUACAGGGGUUCUUAAAUAAUUAAUCUUCUGCUAAAACUAAAUUGGUCACUGAUUUUCCUUAAGUAGGUGACAUAGUCACCGUCGAUAUUAAUCCUGUUGUUCGUCCACAUUCUGUAAUG